Gymnodraco acuticeps is the source of this 1210-nucleotide messenger RNA. RefSeq names its product integumentary mucin A.1-like. The transcript has 4 exons. The coding region runs from base 173 to 1117 and encodes 314 amino acids. The record is from RefSeq and is a predicted model, not a curated record. NCBI's taxonomy places the organism in Eukaryota, Metazoa, Chordata, Actinopteri, Perciformes, Bathydraconidae.
GAGAAAAGAUGCCGAUACAACAAAUGGGUUCCAAGAGGGGACAAUUGUUUUCGGGAGAGCUUUUGAAAAAGGGUCAGGAUUUGAUUUUCAAGUCACAGGCGGGACCAAGAAGUCAUCCCCAAACGCUUAUGUGGAGGAUGAGGGUGAUUAUCAAGCAGACUCUGCAGGCUGGAUGAGCCCAACACAAGUCGCCAGUCCCAAAGACUCGUCAUGGAAGAGCAUGUCGCCCUCACUGCAGUGUGGUUUGGGCAAGUUGAAGUUCAGAGCGGUGGAACCAGGAGCAUCACAAUUUGCGGUAGAACAAGGAAAUGCACCUCCAAUGCCUCUGUCACAGGUCCCGUCUACCUGUGGCUACAGCAUGCAGAGGAACUCGCAUGCACUUGAAAUGUUGGUUCCCUAUGAUGGCUGCAACAUGGUUCAAGAGGGUGGAAGUUAUGUACUCCCGAUGCGUUGGCAAGGAAUUCCAGUCUCUCUCUGGUGUUCCAAACCUGCCGCACCUCCUGCCGCAACUCCUGCUGCACCUCCUGCUUCCAAAACGAAUUCCCCCCAUUCCCCUGUACCUCGGAUGUCUCAAUACCCUCGGAUGCCUCAAUACCCUCGGAUGCCUCAAUACCCUCAGAUGCCCGAGAAAACAACAGCAACAACCACACGGCCUAUAACUGCAAAGGCGACUCAAAUUCCUCAAUACCGUCAGAUUCCUCAAUACCCUCAGAUUCCUCAAUACCCUCAGAUUCCUCAAUACCCUCAGAUGCCUCAAAACCCUAAGAUGCCCGAGAAAACAACAGCAACGCCCACACGGCCUAUAACUGCAAAGGCGACUCAAAUUCCUCAAUACCCUAAGAUGCCGGAGACAACAACAGCAACGACCACACGGCCUAUAACUGCAAAGGCAUCUCAAAUUCCUCAAUACCCUAAGAUGCUGGAGACAACAACAGCGACCACACGGCCUAUAACUGCAAAGGCAUCUCAAAUUCCUCAAUACCCUAAGAUGCCGGAGACAACAACAGCAACGACCACACGGCCUAUAACUGCAAAGGCAUCUCAAAUUCCUCAAUACCCCUCAUAUUCCUCAAUACCCUCAGAUGCCUCAAUACCCUCAGAUGCCUCAAUACCCUGAGAUGCCUCAAUACCCUGAGAUGCCUCAACACCCUCAGAUUCCUCAACACCCUCAGAUUCCUCAACACCCUCAGAUUCCUGAAUACCCUCAGAU